This is a messenger RNA of Daldinia caldariorum, 1440 nucleotides long. Its product is annotated as glycosyltransferase family 4 protein. NCBI's taxonomy places the organism in Eukaryota, Fungi, Ascomycota, Sordariomycetes, Xylariales, Hypoxylaceae. Gene Ontology annotation, molecular function: phosphatidylinositol N-acetylglucosaminyltransferase activity. Gene Ontology annotation, cellular component: glycosylphosphatidylinositol-N-acetylglucosaminyltransferase (GPI-GnT) complex. Gene Ontology annotation, biological process: GPI anchor biosynthetic process. The record is from RefSeq and is a predicted model, not a curated record. Bases 1 to 1440 code for a protein of 479 amino acids. The transcript is spliced from 2 exons.
AUGCCGCACCGAACGUACAAUAUCGCUAUGGUUAGCGAUUUCUUCUUCCCCCAACCCGGUGGUGUCGAAAGUCACAUAUACCAGCUAGCUUCCAAGUUAAUUGACCGAGGUCACAAGGUUAUCGUGAUAACUCAUGCUUAUGACGACCGGAAAGGAGUUCGCUACCUCACGAACGGCAUCAAGGUCUUCCACGUUCCUUUCGCCGUCAUCUACCGAUCAGCUACUUUUCCAACCGUCUUCUCUUUCUUCCCCCUCUUCCGAAACAUUAUCAUUCGGGAAAGGAUCCAGAUCGUUCAUGGACAUGCAAGCUUGAGUACCCUCUGCCAGGAGGCAUUGUUGCAUGCCAGGACUAUGGGACUACGGACAGUUUUUACUGAUCAUUCGCUAUUUGGCUUCGCUGAUGCGGCAAGCAUCUUAACUAAUAAGCUAUUAAAGUUCACACUCAGCGAUGUAGACCAUGUAAUAUGUGUCAGUAAUACAUGUAAGGAAAACACUGUUCUCCGAGCAGCUCUAGAUCCCCUCAUGGUCUCUGUUAUUCCCAAUGCCGUUGUCUCCGAGAAUUUCUUACCUCUACCCCGUCCGGACCCGAAUAGUCUACCGUUUGUUCAACAUCCGUUACCAGCGCACCCCCUUGGACCCAACGAUACCCUCACUAUCGUAGUGAUUAGUCGUCUGUUUUACAACAAGGGAACAGACUUGCUGAUCGCAGCUAUCCCUCGAAUUCUCGAGAAUCAUCCGAACACGCGCUUCAUCAUUGCCGGCUCGGGACCAAAAGCUAUUGAACUGGAGCAGAUGAUUGAACAGAACGUACUACAGGACAAGGUCGAGUUAUUGGGACCUGUACGACACGAAAACGUACGUGACGUGAUGGUAAGAGGUCACGUCUACCUGCACCCCAGUCUCACAGAAGCCUUCGGAACGGUUAUCGUCGAAGCUGCGAGCUGCGGUUUAUAUGUUGUAUGUACGGCAGUUGGGGGUAUUCCCGAGGUGCUUCCUUCACACAUGACGGUAUUUGCGAAGCCCGAAGAGGAUGACCUAGUAGCUGCGACAGGAAGGGCAAUUGCUGCCCUCCGGGCGAAUAAGGUCCGCACGGAGAAAUUCCACGACCAGGUCAAAGCCAUGUAUUCGUGGACCAACGUAGCAAAACGUACCGAGCGCGUUUACCGAGGUAUUUCGGGGGAUAUCAGCGAGGCUGAGUUUUACGGUUUUGACGUUAAUCAUGAUCCACAUUGGCACGCCACCCGCGGUCGCAACUUUUCUCUGAUUGACCGCCUCAAGCGCUACUAUGGUUGUGGUGUUUGGGCCGGUAAGCUGUUCUGCCUAUGCGUCAUCAUCGAUUACCUGAUAUUUGUGUUCUGUGAGUGGUACUGGCCCAGGGAUCGGAUUGAUUUCGCACGAGAUUGGCCAAGGAAGAAGUUUGAAGGUGACGAUGAUGAUUAG